Molecule: messenger RNA, 213 nt
Organism: Danaus chrysippus (African queen)
Lineage: Eukaryota; Metazoa; Arthropoda; Insecta; Lepidoptera; Nymphalidae
Source: the annotation of a GenBank genome assembly
AUGUCAAUUGUGGCACAGUCAAAAGAUUCUGUAGUAUUAGAUGAUCGUUCCGUGCCCGACGCACAAACGAGGCAGCAGUCUUCUGACGAAAAGUCAAUUGACAUACCACCGUCAUGUCCCACUCGCCCAGAAACUACGCUAGAAGUUCCCAUACCAACUCGCUCCCAGCGCAUUCGAAAACCCGUUAAACAACAUGGUUUUGUGUUUGACUAA